GUACAAGCACCAGGAUAUUUAGUAUUACUCUGUAUCCUCUAUCAAUGGUCUAUUUAACCCCUCCCUAUCUAUUUACUCUCUAUCUUAUCAGAUAUCUUCGGAACCGCCCGAUUGCCUGCCUGACUAAUCACAUCAAUCUUGAAUCCUUCUCCAACUUCUCCUCAUGUCUAUACAAGCCUAUACAACACAAGUCCAUCGGCAAUAUGCCACUCCACGACUGCGACCACGACUAUGAACAUAAAGAAGGAACUAGCAUGCCCCUCUCUGAGUCCACCGUGCCCCCUCCAAUCGAACCCGACCCUCACCAGCGCACCCCCCAACCCCCUGAACCCGAACUCGACCUCCAACCCAAGACCAAAGAGACCAUCAAACCACUUUCCCAACACCCAUCCACCCACCUCUACACCCUCUCCUACCUAAUAUUCUUCGCGGUAUUUGGCACCCUAGCCCGCCUCGGCCUCCAAUCCCUAACCUUUUACACGGGCGCGCCAAUCGUCACAGGCGUACUAUGGGCUAACGCAAGCGGUUCUCUACUCAUGGGCUUCUUCCUAGAAGACAAGAACCUCUUCCGCGAAGAAUGGGGCGAGAACCAGGAGACAAUAGAUGAGCAUGAACGGUUGAAAGCGCAUAAAGCGACUAAGAAGACUAUCCCGUUAUACAUCGGCCUAACAACUGGUUUCUGCGGCUGCUUUACUUCUUUCUCUUCAUUUAUCAGGGACGUUUUCCUCGCGCUCGCGAAUGAUCUACCUGAUCCAUCUCGUGAUCCUUUCUCGGGUCCUGUUUCGAGAAACGGGGGGUAUAGUUUCAUGGCGCUCAUUGCGAUCCUACUCAUCACUGUGUCACUAUCCCUCGCUGCGCUGGUCGCUGGCGCGCAUCUAGCGCUUGCGUGUGACAGAUUCACGCCCGUCUUACCCUUCGUGUUUACGCGACGUAUCCUCGACCCCAUUAUGGUGAUCCUAGGCUGGGGAUGCUGGCUCGGCGCAGUCUUCAUGGCUAUCUGGCCACCAGACCGUCACAAUUUGGAAACCGAAACCUGGCGCGGAGCCGCGAUCUUUGCGAUCGUUUUCGCACCGCUAGGCUGUCUCCUCCGGUUCUAUCUCUCGCUAUUCCUAAACGCCAAACUUCCCAGCUUCCCGCUGGGCACGUUUGCGGCGAAUAUCCUAGGAACUGGUAUCCUGGGCAUGUGCUAUGAUCUGCAACAUAUCAGUGGUAUUGGUACUUCGGUGGUUAGUUGUCAGGUGUUGCAGGGUGUUAUGGAUGGGUUUUGUGGGUCGUUGACGACGAUUAGUACGUGGGUUGCUGAGUUGAAUGGGUUGGGGAAGCGGAGGUAUGCGUAUUUCUAUGGGACGGUUAGUGUUGGUGUUGGGUUGGGGUUGUUGGUUGUUACCAUGGGGAGUUUGCUAUGGACGAGGGGCUUUGAUACUCCUGUUUGCUAAUUUUGUAGUCUCAGUAGCUAUCUGUAUAUCUGUAAAGUAGUUCUACAUAGUAUCUAAUACUCACUCUGUUUCAUAGUUACAUACGAAUGCUUAAUUAUUGAACUUGAAUAUCCCCG
Molecule: messenger RNA, 1552 nt
Organism: Aspergillus ruber CBS 135680
Lineage: Eukaryota; Fungi; Ascomycota; Eurotiomycetes; Eurotiales; Aspergillaceae
Product: FluC/FEX family fluoride channel
Exons: 1
Coding region: 204-1436 (410 amino acids)
Biological process (GO): fluoride transmembrane transport
Cellular component (GO): membrane
Molecular function (GO): fluoride transmembrane transporter activity
Source: RefSeq, a predicted model, not a curated record